Molecule: messenger RNA, 1283 nt
Organism: Arvicola amphibius (Eurasian water vole)
Lineage: Eukaryota; Metazoa; Chordata; Mammalia; Rodentia; Cricetidae
Gene: Prokr2
Product: prokineticin receptor 2
Exons: 2
Coding region: 129-1283 (384 amino acids)
Biological process (GO): neuropeptide signaling pathway
Cellular component (GO): membrane
Molecular function (GO): neuropeptide Y receptor activity
Source: RefSeq, a predicted model, not a curated record
AUGGUAUCAAUUCUUCCCUAGGAUUCCAGCAGGGAACUGCGCUCACUGACACCCGCCCCCCACAGCUGGAGGUGCUGAACUCCACGUGGACACGCCUCCCUGAUACCACCCCUCCUGCAGGGAACAACAUGGCAGCCCAGAACAGAACCAUUAGCUUUGCACCUGGCUUGAAUCCACCUCAAGACCAUGCCUCCUCCCUCCCCUUCAACUUCAGUUAUGGUGAUUACGACCUCCCCCUGGAUGAGGAUGAGGAUAUGACCAAGACACAGACCUUCUUUGCAGCCAAGAUUGUCAUUGGCGUGGCCCUGGCAGGCAUCAUGCUAGUCUGUGGCGUCGGCAACUUUGUCUUCAUUGCUGCCCUCGCCCGCUACAAGAAGCUACGCAACCUUACCAACCUCCUCAUUGCUAACUUGGCCAUCUCAGACUUCCUGGUGGCGAUCGUCUGCUGCCCCUUUGAGAUGGACUAUUACGUGGUACGGCAGCUUUCCUGGGAGCACGGCCAUGCGCUUUGCACCUCUGUCAACUACCUUCGUACGGUCUCGCUGUAUGUCUCCACCAAUGCUCUGCUGGCCAUCGCUAUUGACAGAUACCUGGCCAUUGUCCACCCCUUGAAGCCGCGGAUGAAUUAUCAGACUGCCUGGUUCCUGAUCGCUUUGGUCUGGAUGGUCUCCAUCCUCAUCGCGAUCCCGUCUGCCUACUUCACCACCGAAACCAUCCUCGUUGUUGUCAAGAACCAGGAAAAGAUCUUCUGCGGCCAGAUCUGGCCGGUGGACCAGCAGCUCUACUACAAAUCCUACUUCCUCUUCGUCUUCGGCCUCGAGUUCGUGGGCCCGGUUGUCACCAUGACCCUGUGCUAUGCCAGGAUCUCGCAGGAGCUCUGGUUCAAAGCCGUACCUGGCUUCCAGACGGAGCAGAUCCGCAAGCGGCUGCGCUGCCGCCGCAAGACCGUGCUGCUACUCAUGGGCAUCCUCACGGCCUAUGUGCUGUGCUGGGCGCCUUUCUAUGGCUUUACUAUCGUGCGAGACUUCUUCCCCACUGUGUUUGUGAAGGAGAAGCACUACCUCACGGCCUUCUACGUCGUUGAGUGCAUCGCCAUGAGCAACAGCAUGAUCAACACCGUGUGCUUUGUGACGGUCAAGAAUAACACCAUGAAGUACUUCAAGAAGAUGCUGCUGCUGCACUGGCGGCCCUCUCCCUAUGGCAGCAAGUCCAGCGCUGACCUUGACCUCAAAACCAGUGGGGUGCCGGCCACAGAAGAGGUGGAUUGUAUCAGGCUGAAGUAG